Messenger RNA from Drosophila hydei, 2318 nucleotides. Its product is annotated as transcription initiation factor TFIID subunit 4. NCBI's taxonomy places the organism in Eukaryota, Metazoa, Arthropoda, Insecta, Diptera, Drosophilidae. The transcript is spliced from 3 exons. The coding region runs from base 96 to 2102 and encodes 668 amino acids. The record is from RefSeq and is a predicted model, not a curated record.
UACUCAACCGCAUUUCAGUUGUUUGAGAAACUUUGCACGGAACUAAGCUCGAGCGCGGCGGCCAAACAAAAGAAUUAAACAAUAUUAAAAUCAACAUGUCGCAGAAUCAUCCCUGGCGACUUAGCAGUUGGACUCUUCUGUUGGGUCUGCUGAUCCUGUUGCUGGCCAGUCCGGAUGCGCAGGCCAAGCGCUGGUUUGGCGGCGGCAGCAAGAGUCGUUCAUCCAGCUCGAGCAGCUACUCGGCGCGACGACCGUCCUCUUCAUCGUCCUCCUCGCACUCCGGCUCGUAUAGUCAUGCGGAUAAUACGCGACUCAGCUACGGCGGUGGCACCCACGCACAGCCCAGCCACACGCAGCAUUCGGUUUCACGGCCAGCUACGGCCUCGCCCAUAGGCUGGAAUGUGCCGCCUAAGGCACAGGGUCCGCCACCUGCCUAUUCUGCUCAGAAUCCAGCUGGUGGUGCGCGCACCAAUGUACACGAACCACCGCCAGCCUACAACCCGUCGUACAAGGCCAGUGCACCACCGCCAAGCUACUCGGCGGCCAACAGCAACGCACGACCAGCAGCCGGCGGCAGCUCAGCCAGCAGCAAUCCACACUACACGCCCGCCAGCGUCUACAGGCCACGCAUGAACGCCACUGGCGGUGGCGGUGGCUAUCAUACGCCCAUUACGGCCACCAAUACGCACGGCGUACAGUCUAGCUAUCCGGGCGCCACGUAUCACAGUCCUGGAAACUUGCCCGCUGGUGCCACCUACCAUCCGUCGGGUCAGCUGCCCGCUGGAGCUACCUAUCACAGCCCGGGCGCCUUGCCCGCUGGCGCUACCUAUCAUAGUCCAGGUUCUUAUCCCGCUGGUGCAACCUACCAUAGCCCUGGGGCCCUGCCCGCUGGUGCCACCUAUCAUAGCCCAGGUGCUCUGCCAGCUGGCGCUAGCUAUCAUCCUGGCGGCUAUGCGCCUCCUGGCGCUAGCUAUCAUCCGGCCGGUCAGAUACCAGCGGGCGCCAGCUAUUAUCCCAGCGGAGGCGUGCCCCACGGCGCCACAUACUAUCCCCAGGCGCCAGUUGCUGCGAUGCCGGCAAGUGCCACCUUUUUGCCAGCUGGAGCCGGCCUGCCGCCAGGUGCUACCUACUAUCCACAGCCGCCCAAGUCCUCAUCCGGUCUGGGUUUGGGAACUGGUCUUGUUGCUGGCGCUCUUGGAGGUGCCAUUUUGGGCCACGUUCUCACGCCCACACAGACGCGCGUCGUUGAGCAGGCACCGAUGUCUGGCGGCUAUGCAGGCGGCGGUGGCGGCCACGGCAAUGGCGGUGACGAUAAGAUCAUUAUCAUCAACAAUGGACCACCUGGCUCGGUGACCACAACUGAUGCUGGCUCGGGCACCACAGUUAUCAACACGGGUGCCGGACAGCCCGCCGUGGCACCUGCUGCAGCACCUUUGCCCGCGCAGCCAGUGCCAGGCGUAGCAGCUCCUGCGGAGGUUCCAGGCCAAACACCACUCGCUCCACUUACACCGCCAGCUGCUGAUGCCGGCGCCGUCGUGCCGCCAGCUGUUGGCGCCGCGGUUACCAAUGCUGCAGCACCAGGUGCGGCUGGUGUGCCUCCUCCUGCGCCAGCUGCAGCUGAUCCGAACGCUGCACCACCCGCACCCGGUGGCAUCAUCUGUGUGCCUGUGCGUGUGCCCGAACCAGAUCCGAAAGAUGCCACUAAGACGAUCGAAGUGGAGAAGAUUGCUUGCUAUCCGGCACCACCGCCAGAGGCAGCAGCACCACCAGCACCAGCAAAUGGCACAGCACCUGCUGCAGUACCCAGCGCAGCUCCCGCUGCUGUGGCCGCCGCCGUGCCCACUUCAACCCCUGCUUCGGACGUGGCGCCUCUUGCGCCCUUCCAGACGACUACGCCCUUGACAGUGCCGGAGGGAUCUGUGCCACUGGCGCCCUUGUUGCCGGGCGGUCACCCAGAUGUGAUGCGCAUGCCCGGCUUGACGUCAGCGCGUCUGUCUGCGGAAUCGGGUCUGCAUGAUGAGCACAAUGGAAAGAAGCGGAUGUCCGAGUUGAGUACGCUCUCCGCCCUGCUGACAGUGCUCGUGGCCUACUGCCUGCACUAAGCAGCCAGCGGCACAGCGGGUAAUUAAAGCCAAAUGGUAGCCACUCAGCAGAGCAGAUUCUGCGCUUGAACGAGUUUCAUACAAAGUCGCUGAAUCGCCACUUUCUAUAUUUUGUAAACUAAGCGAAUUUCUGGAUAUUCAUUUAUGCAUGUGUGUACUCAUAGCUUUUGUGUUAGAUUUACAUAAACUAAAAUAAACCGUAAUUAAUAUUUAAAU